UAAUAUUUUAAUAAUUUCGAGGUAAUGCAAAGAACCAGUGAGUAGUUCUCAUUAUUUAGAUUCGGUGAGGAAAAAAUUUCAUAAUUACUUCAUCUUUAUUGCAGUUGCUGUUUCAACUUCCUCAUAUUCUCUUUCUACUCCAGAACGAAGUUUUCUUUUGAUAAACCGAUCUUGGUGACAUACCAGUGAUGGAUUCAGCCGAUUCCGACAUGGAGUUGUCGGAUAUGAUGUUUGCCGACAGUGAAGAACCUGAUGGGAUCCAGUAUUUACGCUUAACUCCUUUCGGUAAGAUUGUCGAAAUAGCUGAGAAACCAGCUUUUUCUGGGAGGUUUGUUAGAUUUCUGCUUUCUAGACAGUUAAAAGUUGAAAAAAUCCACGAGGCUUGGUUUCGAUUUGCCGGGAAACCGAUACGAUUUUCUUUGCGAGAAUUUUCUAUUGUGACUGGUCUUCCAUGUGGUGAAAUUCCGGCGAAAUCGAAGGUGAAGAAGAAGCGUACACUUAAAGAUAAACCAUAUUGGGCGGAGAUGUUUGGUACAGUUGAAGAUUUGAGCGUUUCCAGAGCUGUGAAGAUGCUCCGUAAAAAUUCUGUAACGGAUAAAGAUAUGCGGCAGAAACUCGCUUGUCUCGCCAUUCUGUCCUCUGUCUUGCUUUCGACAAACUUGAAGAUGAAGAUGCUUAAAGAAUAUGCAGAGCUAUUGAGCUAUUGGGGGAUCUUGAAGAUUUUUUUGCUUUUCCAUGGGGCCGUUUGGCGUUCGACAUGCUUAUGAUCAGUAUAAAGAAUAGAGAUGAGGUUUCCCUAUCACAAGAUACGAUCGCACUUAAAGGUUUCGCUCUAGCUCUUCAGCUUGUGAUUGUUGAAGCUGUUCCCUCAUUGACCGAGGUUGUUCAAGAAGCAUGCUCAUCCUCUGACUCUGACAGUGAGGAUGAAGAGAUUGAGGGUAUGAUAUAUAAGCCGAAGAAGCAGACGUUGGAUCCUGCCCAUGCCCGUGAAGUAGACAAAAAGUGUGAGGUCCUUGUGAGGAGUAUCAUUCCAGACGAUCCCGCACGCCCCGUUGAUGAGUCUGUGCUGAAAUGGGCUGAUGAAGUUUAUGAUGUUAAAGUAGAAAAUCUGCUGAAGCUCAUUUCUCUGAAUCAUGUGUUCAGAGGAGGAGCAACGAAAUUAGAUGUUCAGAGGAUGCGCGAGAAACCAAAAGCACCGGGGAGAAAGAAGCGGGCUAUACAGAAGGAUAAAUCGUCUACUGCGGUUGAUGAAUCAAGAAUUAUCGCUAUUGUAAGUGGUCUAUUGAAACCAGAGAUAGAGAGGGUAGAUGGUCAUGUGGCAUCGGCUCUUUCAUCUGUUCGAGACGUUUCAUCCGCUGCACUUUCCUACCAAGCCAGUGUUGUUUCUUCGGUGGAGGCAAUGCUCAAGGCUUUUAAAAAGGACAUCCUGACAUCGGUUGGGAAUGCGAAUGGCAAAGGUUGUGUAGGAACAGAACCUACUACUCCCCCCCGCUGACACCACAUUCAAAGGAGUGACCUCUGCAAAUCUCUCGGUAGGUGGUCCCGAUGCUAAUGAUGCAAUUAUAGUAAAUGUCUUGGACAAUAUUAGCCAUUGCUCCACCCCUCCAGGGUCUGCGGAUCGUUCUGCUCUUUACGAAGGAAGAUCCCGUUACGUGCGAGGGGAAUUGACUUCUUGCCCACGUAUGGACAAUGAAAAUCAUGGGGUAACUGCCUUUUCGGCAAAUAGUAAGACUAAUGAGCAGAUUGAACCCGCGGGGACUCCGUCUUUUUCUUUGGGUUUUACUCAGGAUCAACCUCCUCCUGCGCCUGUGGUUGAUGAUGAGAUGGGUGACAAUGGCGAUGGAGAUAGAUGUGAGCCAGUUGUUGACACGAAGCCACGUCGCACAAGCAAGAGGCUAAGACUUGUGCCUCCGCCAUUGAUAACUGACUAUCAGUGCGAGACAGCUAUUCUCAACCGUGCACGGGAAAGCAAAUUGGUGGGUUCCAACUAUUAUGAGCUGCCUGUUAUUCGGGGGAAGUUUGCUAAACUGUCCAGCAUAGUUAAGAAACCAUGUGUGAUAAAUGUUGCUGGAUUGUCUGUGACUGCGAAGGACAUUACUGAUAUUGCAGAAAGGACUCGACCUUUGUCGGCCAAGGUAUGUUCAUGUAUGCAUGAAGUUGUUUGCAUUUUGAUGUUUAUAUAUAGUGUUAAAAGUUAUAGCUUCAACUUCCAUUUUUUAAUGAUAGUUCCAUAAUGACUCCAUUUUUUAAUGUAAUUUUUUACUAUAGUUGGUAAAUAUAAGGACUCCUUAGAUUUUGAAUUAAUCCUACAAGUUGGCCUACUUUUAUCCUUCCUAUGGUAAUAUGUAAACUAUGAUUAUUUCAUGUUUUUGAUAUUCUCAUGCGGGUGGUGAGAUCAACAUGCUACUCCCAUGUGGGUUGCAGUGGUAGCACAAAACCUGAGUUCCUUGAUAGUAGGUUUGUCUCGAUGCUGUGUAGGAGCUACGAGAGGUUCAGAAAAUCAAAGACGAAAGCGUCUUAUGUGUUCCUUAAAGGUUUGGUUGAUUGUGCUGUUAAGAGUUGCAGCUCUGGGAAUGCCUCUACACGAUUCUACCUCCCGCUACAUGUUCAGAAAAAACACUGGAUUGGGUUAUGUGUGGAUUUUACCGAUGCCAAGAUUUAUGUUUUUGAUUGCAACCAAGCUGUGCGUAGUGAUUCCGAGUUGACGCAGGAUCUUCUACCUAUAUCGGAUAUGUUUCCGUAUCUAUUAAAGUUUAGUGGUCUUCUUGCGGUAUCUGGAAAUAAGCCGCUUUGUGCAGAAAGAAUCAAAGGUGUUGCCCUAAACAACAACUCACCCGACGCUGCGCUCACAGCUGCAUUGCUUAUUCAGACUCAUGCUUUGUUCGGAGUUGAAAUAUGCAGUUAUUACUGAUGAGGCACAGCGGGCAGCUGUGAUGGUCUACGAGUUCCAUGAGAAGCUUUAGUCAAGUUGGUGCAUUGUGUUGUAUUUUUAUCUCGUAGUUUCUACACUUUUGUUAUUAUUUCCGGUUUAUUCUAUGUUUCCCUCUUGUCUUUUUCAGUGGCAAAACGUUCUAAGUUUUUACCCUUUAUGGGAACCUCAUGUAAAAUAG
Brassica oleracea var. oleracea is the source of this 3110-nucleotide messenger RNA. RefSeq lists its product as uncharacterized. The transcript is spliced from 5 exons. The coding region runs from base 758 to 1495 and encodes 245 amino acids. Lineage: Eukaryota; Viridiplantae; Streptophyta; Magnoliopsida; Brassicales; Brassicaceae. The record is from RefSeq and is a predicted model, not a curated record.